Funneliformis caledonium is the source of this 271-nucleotide messenger RNA. The record is from the annotation of a GenBank genome assembly. NCBI's taxonomy places the organism in Eukaryota, Fungi, Glomeromycota, Glomeromycetes, Glomerales, Glomeraceae.
AUGCUGCAUUUACCAAAUUGUGGACCUUGUAAAAUAAAUAAUUGUAAUAAAAAUGUUGUCAAAUUUCGUACUUUUACUAAGCUUGCAUAUGAAAAAGCUAAAACAAAAGGAACAUUUAUUAUAUAUAACUAUUUAAAAGUUGGUGAUCAACUUUGUCAAAUGCAUUACAACAAUAUUGUUGAACCAGACCGAAAUAAAUAUUCAAGUUUACCUUUAAAUAAUUUGUCAGUUCAUGAUAAUAAUACAAACACUGAAGUAGAAAGUAAUCAAG